AUGAAGAGUUGUAGUGACAGGUUGGAAGGUGUAGUGAUAUUUACCAAGCUUGAUUUAAGGAGUGGCUAUCAUCAUAUCCGUAUUCGCCCUGGCAGUAAAGAUAGUAUUCAAGUUGAUGAGGCGAAGGUGAAAGCAAUACGCGAAUGGCCAGCUCCUAAAACCAUGGCCAAUUCUAGUGGGACAAAGUAUAGGAAGAUAGUUUUGAGACAAUCAAAAACAAGUUAUGCACUACACCGGUGUUGGCACUACCUAGCUUCGAGAAAAUAUUUGAAGUUGAGUGUGAUGCUUCAGCUAUGGGAAUUGAAGCAGUAUUAUCCCAAGAAGGCCGCCCAGCUGAAUUUUUUAGUGAAAAGCCAACGGAAUAAAGUAGCAGAUGCAUUAAGUCGACAUACAUCUCUUUUAGCUACAAUUAGUAUGAAAGUAGUUGGGUUCGAUUGUUUAAAGAAACUGUAUGCAACUGAUGAGGAUUUUCGCAAUAUAUGGGCUCGAUGCAAUAAUAGGGAAUUUUUACCCGAUUACCUUCUUCAGGGAGGAUUCUUGUUUAAGGAAACGCAAUUAUGCAUUCCUCGUUCUUCUUUGCGUGAGCACUUGAUUCGAGAAAUACAUGCAUGA
Molecule: messenger RNA, 612 nt
Organism: Olea europaea var. sylvestris
Lineage: Eukaryota; Viridiplantae; Streptophyta; Magnoliopsida; Lamiales; Oleaceae
Exons: 5
Coding region: 1-612 (203 amino acids)
Source: RefSeq, a predicted model, not a curated record